UUGCCAGUGCGACGGGUUGCGACGGGGAAGCCGACGCUGAGGGCUGGCUGGCCGGCUGGUGCGGUGGUCGCUCGGGUCGGUCUCCGAUCAACGGCCGCAUGUCUCCGUGUGCGCCCCUUCGCAUGGUGGCUCGUGUAGCAUGCCGUGCUUCUGCGGCCGUCUCGGGCAUUUCGUGCGUGCGUGUGUGUUUGUGUGCGUAGCGUAGCGCAUUCCGCAAGCAGGAUGCCGACGGCUGCGUGAGAAUGAUCGCCGUGGUUUUGCCUCUUUGAUACGCUGCCGAGGAAGGAAGAAUUACAUAAAGCGGAACCCGGCCUCGUGUCCAUCGGAUGUGAAAGAGCGGCAGUCUUCUCCAGCUAUCGAGGAACCAUGACGGUGACUGCGUCUUCUGGCGGGACGACCGCAGCUGCGGCGCCGGUGUCGCGAGACGGGACUGAUCGCUGUCGGUUUUGGUCCCACCGUGUUGGGUACACGAGGCGUUAUUGCGACUGCGGUGCUUCGAGCAACGGCGGCGGCGGCGCGGAGUCGUCCCAGCUUGUUUCGCUGGCGAGGCCGCAGCAAUGACCCAGUCGGCGUAGCCAUCGUAGCCUCCAGCCAAGAAAAGCGCCUCCCAACUUUUCGUUCUUUCCCACCGCAAUCAUCUACACGGGAAACAAAAAGAGAAGUGAAAGCGACGCUUCCCCCAAUUCCGCAACUCGAACUGUCUAGUUUGUUUUGUGAGCUAGUGCACUGUUCACUGUUUCACCUUGCGGGAUUUCGGUCUUCGCCUUCUGACUACACAUCCCGACGACUAUUUGUUUACCUAGCUUGGUUUGGCAUUGUUUUUCCGGAGUUGAAAUCCGGACGCCCGGUUCGAUAUCUCCGCUUUCACGGGACAUCCGAGGCGCACUCGUCCGCUUAUCCGGUUAGGGUGAGUCGAUCUUAAUCCGAAGGAUAAUCCUCUUGUCUACAUCGACAAUCGUACCUCUCUUUUUUUCUCUGUGUUUUGGCGGGGACAGCUGGCGUUCGUUAUCCUUCCGGUCGCGUUGCUCUACACAGCGAAGAAGAAGAGAAAAAAAGGGGUGGGAAUCAAACAAGCGCUCAGGCUGUCUGUUCUGUUUGCAAACCUGCCAGAGUCCGACUGGUGGCUCAAAUGCACAUUUCAUUCUUACCUGUGUGAGUCUGCUGUGCAGGAGGCGUAGCCGCGAAUGCUUAGCGCUCGCGUGACGCACACUUCUCUCUGCGGGCUAUUUACAAGCGGCCGGGGUGCGCAUUUUCGCUAAUUGCCGGCUAGGCACUACGUAAAACGGGUUUCGCGGCUAAACUCUUCUCAGUGAGCCGACCUUGCCUGCGCAAUUGAACGGCGAAUGCUUGGGAAACUAGCCGCCACCAUCGUCUGCGCAGUUUCUUUCAUUAUAUUUUUCCCCCGUGCCGAUGAGUGAAACGCGUGUUCCACUCGAAACGUUUCGUUUUCCUGCUUCCACAAAAGCGCGCGCUUGCCGGGGCCGUGCGAAGCGAUCGGAUAAACGGGAGCGUACUGUGUGCUGCGCUCGUUGCAUGUAGCUUGACUGCGGUGGUUUGCGAGAUCUCUCGCAAGCACAAUCUGUAGUGCAUCGCAAACUCAGCUUCUCAGCCCCACUCGUUUCUUUUUUAUCUCGAGGGCUUACGGCGCAGCUGUGGUGGCAGGGGAAGCGCGAAACAACCCCCCUAGAAACUCGUGAGAGAGACCGCUGCGGUGAAGCUAUCAGUUUCUUUCGUAUGCGAAUGCGUUAAGGGGGCAAAGAAAGCGCUGCAGCGUAAGACACUCUCGUCGCCACUCACAUACGCCAGACGGAUCGAUAGGCGCUAAACCACGCAGCAAGUGUACGUAUACCCCGUGCUACGCCCAGGGCAUUUUGUUUUACUUUGCCCGCCAGCACCUACGCUCGACGGGUCGGCCGUAUACCGUUUCGUUUCUCGUGGAAACGGCUCUGAGACGACGCAGUCACGUCCGUGCAUUGGGCCCCUAUCCUUUCUGGGUUCUAUAGAUUUUUUCUUCUCGUUUUUCUGCUUCUCCUUCGCUCUGCUGGAUCUAUACCGUGAGAGCAUCGACUAACGUCAUAACGGCUCCAUAUUCCGUUCAAAUCUAUCGAAGUUAUCAAUCACUCAUGCUCGUCUGAGUUUCGGUUGAGUUUAGUUUUGGAUGUACCGACACUCGCGUCGUCUGUCCGUUUAAAACGAGUGCAGUCGAAUCGUUCUUUCGUUCGCUUGCGGAGUCGUCAUUCUUUGGUAUUUGGUGCGCGUCGUCGCCUGACGGACGAGUCGUAGACGGGGGCAAUCGUGUAGUAAUUAUACACUGCAUCAUCAUUAUUUUUCUUUUUCUCGAAACCAGCCUGAGCUGGCGCGAUUUCCACUUCGCCUGACAGCCGGCGGUAGCGCGGAAACAUCAGUUUCGGAUCACCGCGCCUGCUGGGGAUAGCGUUGUACAAUCUGGUGAGCGUCGGCGGAUCGCGUGUGUAUUACCGGGCGGAUAUACAUUCUCAGCUCUUUACUCGGAACCGACGGCGACGCCUUGUGCAAGCGCGGCGUUACCAUGUCACGAACUGCAUCUACAACGUCGUCUGCUCGUGGCCCGAGCCAGCACUCCAACGACACCGCCAGCAAUGCUGACGCAGCAGACGCCGCGACGACAACAACCAUGGAGCGUGGACUAGCCAAACGCGCUCAGCGGCAAGAUCAACAACGAAGCGCUUAGUUAAAGAAUCAAAACCCCCCAUUAGUCGUAAAGUGCUCGAGUGCUGUCACCGAAGGACCGUCGUGGGAUUGCCAGAGGCAAUCGUUUUACAAACGCGCUCCUCGGUCUUGAAAGGUCUGUCGUCUGCGACGAAGUGUAUUUUUACGUGUGAUAUUCCGCAUCCUCUGAGUGCGCUUCGAAACUAAACCAAAGUCAACGAACUAGCCAAGCCUGCAAACUGUGCCGUUGCGUCGGGCAACAGCAGCAACUAUGCACGCUGUGCGUGUGUGUCGGUGCGUGGAUUCUUGCACUUUAUCUGGCGUCCGAGGACUUGGGAACGCCGUUCUGUGAUUUGCAACAACUAUCGUCUCUCCGCAAGACAGAGUGGAAGCGAGUGCACGAAGGACAGACGAACGAGGUUCGAGUUGGUGACCGUUUGCCAAUAGUCAGCGUCAAGUCGGAAAUUCUGCGAAAAAGAAAGUUUCUUCGCCACGAAGUAAUCACGACGCGGACGCUUUUGUGCUUCACGCUGCGAAGAAAUUAAACGACUACUUUGACUCGUCACGUAGAGAACGUUUCCUAGCUUUACGAGAGCGUUUUUUAGAACUCGCGACGUCACGAAGAUAUUCAUCGACGCUUAGCGAACACGUAACAGGAGCGCGCAUUCUGCAACCCGAAAUCCCGCCGUUUCAUUUUUCUGCCCCCUGGUACGAUAUGGCAGAGAGGUUGCCGGAGCCUAGCGAACACGAUUGCGUGUCGUGACGAAGUUGAAACUGCCCUUCCGUGCCGAAGAACGUUUGUCCGACGGUCAUAUGGGAGGCGCCAAUGAAGGCACCGCGGGAGGCAUGGUACCGCGCACGGACGGGCGGAGGUGUGUCUGAGCAGAAGUGGCGUCCUGCGCCGACUUGCGUAGCGUAAAAAUGGAGAAAGCUUCCAAAGGCGAGCUGGCGCCGACCUCCUCCUCUUCGCCUCGGGCCGGCGGUCGUCCUGCCGGGCUCCUGCCGUCGCCGACGUUGCCCUGCGUGUCGGCGUCGGCGGCCGACGAGGACUCGAGCGGCAGCUGCGGCAGCACGGGCAGCGGCAGCGGCGGCAUUUGCCGUAGCGCGAGCGAAUCGCUUCUCCGCAAGCGUAGCCUGACGCUGGCCUUGCCGAUCAACCUGUCCUCCGUGAUUCAGCUGAAGAAGGAGCUCAAUGUCUCCAGACGAGGAAGUCGGUGUUCGUCGGCUCGCAAGAGCCUCAUCUGCAAUACUUCCCCAACCCUUCCCAGGUGCCAUUCUCCCAUUCCACAGAGCAGCCCUCUGGACAGCCCCCGCAACAUGUCCCCGAGUCAACACUUCGCAUUCGCCCCCGUCAAAAAGGCGGACGGCCGGCGAUGGUCAGUCGCGUCACUGCCGUCAUCGGGCUAUGGGACCAACACACCCGGAAGCUCCAACGUAUCUUCCCAGUGCUCCAGCCAGGAGAAGCUGCACCUGCUGCCCUAUCAGCCAACGCCGGAUGAGCCGGCGGGCACUCCGGUUGGCGGCGGCCAUCCGCCGCACUACUUUCCGCCGCACCAGCACCACCAACAGUACCACCACCCAUUCACGCACCACAUCCACCACCACGUCCACCAGUCGCGGCACUUCUCCAGCAACGAGAGCAACCCGGGCCUCGAGGACGAUGGCCACCAGCAGCACGGUGGGGCCUCCACCUCGUCGGGGGCGCACGCCACCGCCACAACGACGUCGUCGGGCUCUGCGUCGCCCAUCAUCAGGCCACGGUCGCGUAGCCUCAGUAGUCCCAUGCGGUCACCCGGGAUUGACAACGAGAUUGUCCUUAUGAACAGUGUCUACAAAGAACGCUUCCCAAAGGCCACCCAGCAGAUGGAGGAGCGGCUGGAGCAGUUCGUGACGCAGGAGGCGGAGCUGGACGCCCAGCACUCCUGCGACGCCGUCGCCCGCUUCGCCCACCACCAGAUAAUCGAGCUGGCGCGUGACUGCCUGCAAAAGUCUCACGACAAGCUCGUCACUUCGCAGUACUUCUACGAGAUGUAUGAGAGCCUUGAGAAGCUGCUUGCUGAGUGCCAGGAAAAGUCACCGGAUGCUGCCCACCACCUCCGGAAACUCGUGCGCAAGUUGUUGCUCAUCGUGUCCAGGCCUGCACGGCUGCUGGAAUGCCUGGAAUUCGACCCCGAGGAGUUCUAUCGGCUGCUGGAGGCGGCCGAAGGCCAGGCCAAGGUGGUGCAGGGCGUGUCCACAGACAUCCCUCAGUACAUCAUCAACAAGCUGGGACUGAAUCGGGACCCCUUUGCAGAUCUGGCUGCAGACCUGCAGACUGCAGACCAACUUGACUCGGUGCCCGAGGUCGAAGAAAGAAAGCCACCGGCCAAAACACCUUGCGAGGAUGACUUCGACACCAUCAAGCUCAUAAGCAAUGGUGCCUACGGGGCCGUGUACCUGGUUCGCCACCGGGAGAGCCGUCAGCGCUUUGCCAUGAAGAAGAUCAACAAGCAGAACCUGGUCCUGCGCAACCAGGUGGAGCAGGUGUUUGCCGAGCGCGACAUCCUUAGCUUCACCGACAACCCCUUUGUCGUCUCCAUGCUGUGCAGCUUCGAGACCAAGCGCCACCUGUGUUUGGUGAUGGAGUACGUGGAAGGGGGCGACGCGGCCACCUUGCUAAAGAACAUGGGUCCACUGCCCGUGGACAUCGCCCAGUUCUACUUUGCCGAGACGGUGCUUGCUGUCGAGUACCUGCACAGCUACGGCAUCGUCCAUCGGGAUCUCAAACCCGACAAUUUGCUCAUCACUAACAUGGGCCACAUCAAGCUGACUGACUUCGGUCUGUCCAAGGUUGGACUCAUGAACUUGGCCACCAACCUGUAUGAGGGCUACCUGGACAAGGAGACCAAGCAGUUCAACGACAAGCAGGUCUACGGUACACCCGAGUACAUCGCCCCGGAAGUCAUUCUGCGACAGGGAUACGGCAAGCCCGUGGACUGGUGGUCGAUGGGAAUUAUUUUGUACGAAUUUCUAGUCGGCUGUGUGCCCUUCUUUGGGGAGACCCCCGAAGAACUCUUUGCUCACGUCAUCAAUGAUGAGAUCGAGUGGCCCGAGGAUGAUGACUGGUCACUGCCCGAAGAUGCCCGGCACCUCGUCUCCCAGCUAUUGCAGCAGAACCCGCUCGAUCGCCUGGGCACAGGGGGUGCACACGAGGUCAAGGAGCACCCAUUCUUCAACGAUGUCGACUGGGACUCCCUCCUCCGGCAGAAGGCUGAAUUUGUGCCCCAACUCGAAGAUGACGAGGACACCAGCUACUUUGACACACGGACCGACCGGUACCAGCAUGACGACUCUGAAGACCACGACGAUGGGGAGGAGCACACAUUCUCGUCUUUCUCGUCAUGCUCGCCACGCUACCGAAAGGUCUACUCCCGCAUUGAGAAAGAGCUAGAAGAAGAGAACCUGCUCAGGCAUGUGUGUGAAGAAAGCCACCGCCGCUCGCUCAGCCGCACAGACUCUGCUCCAUCGGACUCCAGCGGAGAGUCUACGCUCCUCCGCACCCCAGCGUCUGGAGCAGGGGAUGCCUCCACGCGGCGGCUGUCUGGCUCGUCGCCUGAGCUUCCACCGCCGGGUGGGCGUCCGCUGUUGACGAGCACCCCGGAGUCAUCGCAAACGGAAUCGGAUGAGGUGUCCCCCCAGGUACAGCGGAGAAGACGGCCAGGCAUCGCUGAUCUGCCUCGCUUUGCCCUCUCCGUUGACCGGGAGGACACAUCACGCCGAUCCCAUCACCGCUUGUCAGCACCCUUGCCCCUGCCUCUGCCUGCCACCGCCACCACUUCAGCUGCCGCAACUGCACCGACCUCGCCGGCGGUCGCCACCACUGCGGGCGAGCCCCGAGAGCUCUCUCCCGUCGCGGAGCGAUUGGCCCGAACCGACAAGGGCCAGCGCACUCCUGAGCCCAAAACCAGCGACACCAGCGGAGGGAGCACCAGCAGUAGCGGCACCAGUACAGGCACCGGCAGCACCCUUGGGGCCACCGGACCGAGAACACCGGAGAAAGCAGCCAGCGGUUCGCCACGAUCGACGCCCAAGCUCGCAGCCACGCCCCCUAUGCCAACGCCCUCACCACCCAUCAAGCUGCGCUCGCGCUCGGUCAUCAAGUCUGCGUCGGCAUCAGGCCUUUCACUCAUGAUCCCUUCUGAUGACCUCAGCGCAGCAGCUGCUGACUUGUCCAGCAGCAUACACUCAGGGGUGCUUGGCUCGCCCGGCGGCUCAAGCACGAGCUCGCGUGACACGUCGCCGAGCCGGGAACUGAGUCCACUAGUGGCACAACUCAAGCCCCCCAUCAUCAUCCAGAGGGGGCCACGGGGUUUCGGAUUCACCAUUCGGGCCAUCCGUGUCUACUACGGAGACUCGGACGUCUACACCGUCCAGCAUCUUGUCAUGGCGGUGGAGAACAACAGCCCGGCGUUCGAGGCGGGCCUGCGGCCUGGCGACCUCAUCACUCACAUCAACGGCGAGGCGGUGCAGGGUCUGCUGCACCCACAGGUCCUGCAGCUGAUCCUGGCCGGCGGGAGCCGCAUAAACAUCCGUACCACGCCCCUGGAGAGCACCUCCAUUCGCACAGGAGGCCGCAGGCGCAACCCCACGACCAGCCGGCUUGCCCGGCGGAACACGCGCCAGCGACGCGUCUCCCAGGGACCUGCAGCCACACUGGGAACCAAGCUCCAGGGUUCACCACCGGCUAUCGGGUCAAAGCCGGUUGACAAGAAGAGGCGCGCAUCUCUUCUACGGCGACUGAGCAACAAACGUGCCAGCGCCGAGAUCCAGCAGCUCGUGAGUGCGGCUGUGUCAACUCCGACCGGACUUGCUCCGAGCCGGAGCUUCCAGUCACUUGCCGAUCCUGGAAGCGCAUCACCUCCACCACGGAGUGGUGGCAUCACCGUCAGCUUCGUCAAAGAGAGGUCCUCAUCCGAUUCGUCGCACUCGACGAGCAAUUCCUCGCCAAGCAGCUCGCCCAGUUCAAGCGUGCCAAACUCGCCUGCUGGAAGCGGGGCAAUACCACCGGGAGCUGCUAGCGGACCAGUUGCAGCAGCAGCAGCAUCUGUUCAGGCCCAUUUUCAGCGGCCCAGCUCGCUGCACGGGCUCAAGCACAAGUUGGCCCAGACCUUCCGGUCCCCGCGCCGAAAGUCUGUCGGUCACAUACCACUCUCGCCGCUUGCUCGCACCCCGUCUCCGUCGCCACUGCCGGUAAUCAGUCCAACACGGUCGCCAUCCCCACUAGCCUUCCCUCCGGGACAGGCUCCACCAGCUCACCAUUCUCACCAUCCGCAUCACCACGUGCAUCACCCGGCAUCCGUAGUGGCAGUCCAGUCACCUCAGGUGUUUACGGCAGGCCGGAAACCGUCGCCUCCGACGCUCGUGCCAGCAGCGGCCACUGUGACUUCGUCGGCACGCAAGUCACUGAUGAGACCCAAGAGUGCAGAGCCCGGCUCUCCCUUGUUGAGGCGAGCCCUCUCGCCAGACCGCCUCCAUCCGAAGUCGGCAGAAUCCAAACCAAGACGAGAAUCUUUCUGCACGCAUGCAUCACCACUGGCCCUGACGUCAACACCUUCCACAUCGCAAGGCUCGCCACCGCGAGUGGUGUCGACUAAGACUGGCAGCCAGUUGUCUCGAAGCACGCUCACUUUGUCGCCAGCAGGGGGAACACGAAUUCCAAAGUCGGCAAGCACGCUGGUACCCGGAGAGGAGGGCGGCGAGGUAAAGCCACAGGGUGGCCGAGCCCGCAGUCACUCGCAAAGCGAAGUCGAGAGCCUCGUCGAUAACGACGACGAUGACACGGCCACGACUUCUGCUGUAAGGCCCCCCUCGCCACUACAGCGUUCUCCAAAAGAGCGGGACUUGUCUGCAGGCUGCACCGAACUUCCGCCCGACGUCCCGUCCUUUACAGUGACGCCUAGCACUCCCCUUCCGACUGCUGACAGUGAAGACGGCUCUUCUGGCAGUGAAGUGCGUAGUGGUGUGCAGUGUGACGACGGCGUCACUACAGCAACUACUACAACCAUCUCCACGAGCCCAGCAAUGGCAUCAGCCUCCACUACAUCGAGUGCAGCCACAACUGCAAAAAAGCCCGCAUCGCCAGCGGGUACAUCUUGUGCCGCCACGGCCACUGCUGUGACUCCGAUGCCACCUCAGGCAUUUGCAGCACAGUCUGCAGCGGCGAGCACGAAACGGCCUCCGUCAACAGCGGCAGCUCAACCCAAAGGCAGUUCUACUUCAUCGUUACCACAGCCGGCUUCUUCAAAUGGUGCUAGUAAAUCCCAGCCUUCGCAGCUGAACCCAGCAGAGACUGGUCCAAAGCAGGUGGUGGAGACAAAAAGGGCGCCUUCGAAACAGCCGGCCAGCAGUGAACAGAGGGCAUCUGGUGUAGUGCCACAGAACAAGUCAAAAAGCACACCGGAACCAGCACACACGACGAAAGAGGCUAAGUCGUAGCUUCACUUGUGGGAAGAGCAGUGCGGUUUGGCGCUUGCUAUGUGCUCUGAGCAGCCUUGUGCUCUCACUAGUGUCACUGAGGCAUGCUCGCAGUAUUUAUUAUUGCAUUGCAGCGUUGCGCAGUCCCAGAUCUCUACCGUACCUAACUCCUUAGUGGCUUGACCAGGCCCACAGAGUUAUUCCCCCCCCCCAAACUGCCCCCCCCCAAACUCUUGUUCUUUUUGUCUCCUCUGGGAGCGGCACUACCUUUUUGCGUUUCGUCGUGUGGCCCGCAUCCUAGAUGCAACCAGUCAGUCAAGUCAGUGACGAGGCCAUUCCCGUGUGUAAAGUGUGCAUCCCCUCGACGCUUAGCCCUUCCUCCAAGUUUUUGACUGUUCCGCUUCUUUUGUUUUUUUGUUCACAUGAUGAAAAGCGAGAGAUGUUUCUCGCGACGUGUUGAGUCUGUGGUUUUUGCGUAGCGUGUUCUACACUUGUUGACGGUUGUUACGUUUGCCAUCAGCGCAGACGGCGAGUUUUUCCAGUAUCUACACGCCGCCUGCCCUGCGCCGCUGUAUUUGCGCUUUUACUCUCGCCCAGCUGCCUUUAUUACCAUUUUCUCUAGCUGUGAAGUAGCAUUUGACGUCCUUUUGCUGCUCUUGUAUGACCCCGCUGCAUGGAAAACGCUGUUGCCAUCCGGAGGAACUGGUCGUGGCAUGUUCGGACCUAAGUUGUAAUGCAGUUCUUUGGAUGUAACAACUGUGCACACGCAGUGUAACUUUAUGCAAGACUCCUAAACAAAAUCAACGGCACUGUAGUAGCAGCCCCACACCCUUAAUUCUGCAUAAAUCGCUCCCGAUUCGAGUUAUGCCGAAACACGUCGUUGAUAAUACAAAAGCAGCUAGCAUAUGCUACCCUUGUUAUAAAAUUAUCGAAGGUUGCCACAAAGCUUACGAAAUGUGGUCUUCUGCCACCAAAGAGCUGGCAAACUGGCCCUGGCUAAACACUGAAUUUCUUGGCUACUUGCACCACAGUUUGGAAGGUUCACGAAACUACACCUCCAUGCAGCGGAGUGCAACAGGAAAGUCAUUCUUCUCGGGUGUGUUCUCUUUGCCGUGUAUUGUGCGUGCCGAUUGUGUGUUUAUAGUCUUUUCAUUUCUCAAUGAUACCACCAGGCCAACUCUGUGCGACCAUUUUUCUGGCAGCGUGCAAUCACACCGUGAUCAUUCUUCUAUCCUCUCUCCCAUACAUCAUUAAAGUGAGAACACAUUGUUGUCCAAAGCCUGUCUCCCCCUCCCCCCAACUACCCCUCCCCUUAUGGUAGUGCAAUCGAUAUCAUUGCAACCACCACCAGGUUUGUUCAUCGUACUUCUUGCAUCACCAUACCUCUUGUAUCACUGGGUCCUUUCGUUUCUGUUCAUUUUUUGUUUCUCUCCUGUGGUCGUCCUUGCCCGAUCUUUCGACCACUACUAGGAGACUACUAAAGCCAACCAAAUUGAAUGUGCGAACGGUAGCUGAAGUCAACAACCAGAGAUGCAAAUCGUAACACUUUUGGCCAGACAGCACUAACGCUUUUUUCGCAACCAAGGCAUAUAAGAUUGCGUAGAGCAGUUUUGCCAAACUAGAAUUUCACUGGCAAGGCUGUCAUAGGCUCGUGUAAGUGCUCCUCAGUCCAAACAAGCCAUGUGCUCAUUCAAGCCACGGUCUGUCUAGAGCUCCUGAUUGCCAGCAAAAUCACAUAAGCAGGUGAUCAGGAAUUUUGCUUGUAACCUGCUUGCUGUAAUCAGCAAGCAGGUUACAUAGUAGGCUUGCACAUAAAGAAUGGUGAAGGCUCAGACUUAGCGUGCUAGACGUCGUAAAAGAGGGCAGUAGACCUCAUACAAUCACAAGGCAAGAGAAUCAGUAUCAUACGGUCGGUGUUCUAGCUGUUCAAACAAGUCUGCUUGCCAAAUUUCACUGGCCUAUCUUGCGAGCUGUUGUGGCGCUCAACCAAAUUCCAUUACGUACCAUCAUUGUUUGCGUUCAGCUACCAUUGUUCUUUGCUUGAUUUGAUGCACCACAUUCAAUUACGCCCCCUGUUCUGCUUCAAUGCAAAGCAAGUAUGAUCGCAUUCAUGGGUACUUCUAGAAAGAACGACUGGUGCUUACAUUACACCGCACCGACAUAUCAACCGUUAACGUUGUUUUUGCAACUCUGCUCCCUCCGGCCAGCUCUUUUUCUUUCAGCAGCGUUACCGUGGCUCUCUUAUGGCUCGCGAGCGCAUCGCACUAACAUCGCACCGAGACAGAGUUCUUGUAAAGGUCGCUUCAUGCUCUGCUGUCGUCGCAAAGUCCGGGAAAGAAACUGCCUAGAUGUUUGUUUUCUUUCUUUUUUUUCAACCUGCCACCUUGGAGCUUCUGGAGGUAACAGCAGGCAUCGCCAGCCAGAGACUUUAUUGGCAUAGUGCCAUAUGAUACGUGACGAGAGGUGAUCCUGUCCCGAUGUCAUGUGGUCUUCUGUAACAUAUUUCUUUCUCCAGUCGCCCCACAUGCCUGUUUCGAGUUUUUGCUGCCUGGGUAAUUGAUGUUUUGAUUUUUUUUUCUUCUCUCUCUGUCGACCUACAAGACGCCUUGUUUCUGCGCUGUCUUUGCAUUCAAGGCAUGGGUGUAAGCAGCGUGAACUGGAGUUCUGUGCCAUCCUGUUCCCCACACUUUCUUCUUUCCUUGUUCAGUCAUCUAUGGCGGUGCGCUCUUUCUCAUAUACGAAUAAAAAAGAAAUCUUGUCGUCUCUGCCCCUUUUACACAAA
Dermacentor albipictus is the source of this 11923-nucleotide messenger RNA. RefSeq names its product microtubule-associated serine/threonine (MAST) protein kinase dop (gene dop). Lineage: Eukaryota; Metazoa; Arthropoda; Arachnida; Ixodida; Ixodidae. Gene Ontology annotation, molecular function: protein serine/threonine kinase activity; ATP binding; magnesium ion binding. The record is from RefSeq and is a predicted model, not a curated record. Gene Ontology annotation, biological process: intracellular signal transduction; peptidyl-serine phosphorylation.